AUGACGUUUUUCCAUUUUGUGAAUUGUUGCGUAUUGGCAUUUGCUCCAUAUUUCGUUGUCUACAAGUAUUCCGUCUUAUCCGAAUACAGUUCGUUGUUCCAAUUCCUACAAGCUGGAGGUGUGUACUUCUUCACACAGUUUUGUAAAUUGUUAACGUAUGCUACGUUCUUUCCGGCACCCGACAAUUUCACUGCUUCUGGAGUAAGUUCUUUAAUUUUGUGUGUUUUCUUUGUUUAGGUGGUUGGUCAAGUUAAUAAAGUUUUUAUGGAGGUUACCUUAUUAAAAUUUGAGGUUUUCUAAAAGCUUCGUAAGAACCUGGUGAAUCUUUUGAUAUACAAUUCUUGGUAUUCGGAUUAAAAUGAAAUUUUUUAUGGCUAAAAUUCCGUAGUCUACAUCAGCUAAACAAUGGUUCAACUAAUUUUAUUUCUAACUUUUAACACCUUCAACCUUUUUCAGUUCCAACACUUCUUAUUGAACACUGGGGAUCUGUUUGACGUUGUUGGACUAUGGUUGGCGAUUAAUAUGGCCACAGGGCGUGGAGAGAUCAGAUUCUUGGUAUCUGGAUUCAGCUGGGCCUUCGCUCAUUCCGUAGCCUCACAUUUGUUGCCAUUGUUCAUUGGGGCUCGAAAAAUGGCCUUCUCCUGGGCUUAUAUUCAACGUGGAAUUGAAGCUAAUGCAGACAUGGCCUUUUAUGUUGGUUUAGCGACAUUUGUUUGGUUGAGCAAGAGAAACGACAAGAACAAUAUCUAUCGGAUUGCCAUGGCUUUUGUGUUGAUCGGAUGGGCUCGUGAAGGUGUUUUGUCGUAAGUUUUAAAGUUUUUCUAACUUUGCUUUGAGCAAUUUUGUUAUUCAUCUAUGAGUUUUAAAGUUACGACUAAAAUUCCAUAUUAUACUAGAUAUCAGCCCAAAUUUUGACGAAAAACUAAUUUUUUAAAUUCCAGGUUCCUCCAAAGCCAGUACAAUGUAGUUUCAUGGUCGCUGGUGAUCUCAAAAGUCGUUUAUUCUGUCGCUUAUGCCGCAUCAGCUUUGGUAGUCUACUCGAAUCUCGGUUACAGUACCGCCAAGUCACUUUAAUCUAGUUUAUUGUCUAUUUUGUUAUGAACUUGUUAAUUUUUACAAUUAAUUAAUAAAUAUUUUCUUUAAAAUUUUUUCUUCGUUAAAUAGUGUUUAUUUUUGUCCUAAAAAGACCAACCAGAAAAUUUUAUAUUAUCCAUAAACAAAUUUUACAAAAGCAUUUUGAAAUGAUGUUUAUGUGAAAUAAAAUAUCAAUAAUUAAAAAUUGUUCAAGAAACAAAACGGUAUUACAACUUUGAUAAACAAAAAUUAUUGAGAAAUACGUUUUCUUGAGUUAUGAACGUGAAAGGUCAUUAGAAAGAUGAAGUUUAUUUAGUUGACGGUCUAAUUACGUCUUUAAAGAAGGAAGUAAAUACCUUUCUUAACCUUUUUUCCUAAACAACUUUUUUUAAAAAGAUAAAAAAAAAGUAAAAAAAGUGUGAAAAGCUUGGCAAACUUGUUCUAUUCUAAUUCAUCAAAUUCGUGCUCAGAAUAGAUAUAGUACUAUCUAGUAAUAACAGUCAAAAGAUACGACGAUAAACAGUCUACUACAGUAAAAAAAUAAAUUUCAAAAAAUUCAAAAACUCGUGACUCACAAAACCUCAUCCCUUAUCCUUCCGAAAACCUCUUAAAACCGCUAAAACUAAGCAUAUUACCCUCUAUUCCGUCGUAUCUUCCGUACCCUGACUGUUCUUUGUCACUUUCCACCGUUCCACCCUCACAAUUGACGUCAUUGUUGAUUGAUGAAAGAUCGAACCUUCGACAAACCGUCAGGUAACGUGACAUACAAUACGUUUGGUUUGGGUAUAUAAACACCUUCUUUCCGGUGAUCAGACAUUGUCACAACUUGGUAUUGUAAUAACGCUAAAGGUAAGUAUUUUGGAAAUUAAAUUUUGGUUUUAUUUUGUAGAUAAGUAUAGUAAGACUUACUUUUUUCCUACCUUUUUCUUGCCCUUGUCUAACUAAAUUAUAACUACAGUAAAACUCCUGUAUAACGAAUCGCUCGAAGAUUUGAAAGUUGUUCGUUAUAAAGGAGUUUCGGUAUAGAGGAAUUUCAAAUGCACUGUGUAAUGAUAGACAGAGAUUUAAAAGUUGUUCGUUAUACAGUAUCUUCGUUCUAAAUAGAGGAGUUUGUUAUAAAAGAGUUCUACUGUAAUACAUUGAUAAGCUAUUAGAUAAACUACAGUAGAAAUUCCCUAUAACAAACUCCCGUGUAACGAACAACUUUUAAAUCCCCGUCUACCACUACACAGUGCAUUUAAAAAUCCUCUAUACCGAAACUUCUUUAUAACGAACAACUUUCAAAUCCCGGAGCGAUUAUUUAUACAGGAGUUUCGCUCUAAUAUCUUACAUGUUAGAAGAUAAUGUUAGAAGAGAAGUCUACAACCUCACAUAUCGAAAAGAAACCACUGUGGGAGGUUGUAGGCUUCUCUGUUAGUAGGCUAUGAGCUAAAUUAUUAAGAUUUACAUUAGAAGCAGUCUAUAACUUCCAAAACAUAGUUUGUGUACAGAAGAUAACAGAAUCUUUAGCACAAUAAUUAACUUCACAAAAAUUGUAUUUUAAAAAGGAAAAAAAGAGGAAGUUAUCGCAUUAUCGAUAGACAUAACAUGGCAAUUAAGUCUUAAUAACUGUCAUUUUAAUUCAGCUUAUAAUUUAUAUACACAAAGCCUUCUUUUCAUUUGUAACUUUUUGAUAACAGGUAUAGGUCUUUAAUGGACCUUGAAAAACAGUAUUAUUAAAAAUUUAAAAUACUGUUAUUAGAUAAACUCGCAAUUUUAUUUACCACUUGAUUAGAUGUUAUUCUUGUUGUCGCAAAAAUAUUUUUUAACCUUUGGGGCGGUAAUUUUCUUGUAACCAUGUUUUUUCCGGUCUUUAUAUUCCCUUGUUAUCAUAAAGAACGACGUAGUAUAGGGUUAAGGAAAGUAGGUUAAGGAAGUUUUUAACCUUAUACUACGUACUAAACGUUUUUUAUAAGUUUUAAGUAUAGUAUCGUACUAUAUGAUACUAUUAGACUAUCAGUUUUUUCAAAUAAUUCUGUGCCUCAAAACCAAAAUAAUUUUUCUUGAGAUGGGGCACAUAAUUAUUUGAGCAGCCUAAUAUAUUAUGGUAUAAUAUCGUACUGUACUACAAUUGUAUCUUAUAAGAAAACUUCAGAAAAGUUCCUUUUCUCUGAUCUAUCUGACAUAUACCUAUCUGCCAAUAUACUAAUAUUACCUUCACCUAUCUGCCAACACCUAAUAAUACCUUCAACUUUCAGAUAAUGAACCUAAACGUACUAGUGCUCCUAUUCGUCGCCCUAUCUUGCAUGUUCGUCGUCUCCGACGCCCGUUGGGGCAUCGGCCGCGGUUUCGGUCGCAUGGGAGGCUGGGGCCGUCGUGGCGGAGGCUUUGGGCGAGGAUUCGGCCGAAGAGGUAUGGGAUACGGUCGAGGCUUUGGUGGAUACGGCAGAAGAGGAUGGUACGGAUAA
Messenger RNA from Bursaphelenchus okinawaensis, 3521 nucleotides. Lineage: Eukaryota; Metazoa; Nematoda; Chromadorea; Rhabditida; Aphelenchoididae. The record is from the annotation of a GenBank genome assembly.